ACCUUUCAAAAUAUAAGAGAAAAAAUUAUACUACCCUACUCUUAACUACACAUCCAAACACACCCUCCCUCCUCUUCCUCUUCUUUUAAUAUCUCUCUCUUUUUCUCCUUCCAUAAUCAAAAAAGAAUAAACUUGAAGUUGCUCAACCAAAAUCUAAAGGUACUCACCAUCAUCAACUCUCCUUUCUCUACUUUUAGUAACCGUUAACAUUUCCAUACUUCCUUCUUCUCUCUAAACAUGGUAAAUCAAUUAAAUUAGACCAUAUUUACAAAAACAAAGAAUUCAAAAAGGCACGUAUUUUUUAGAAUUUGAAGAUUUGGAGGUUGUUUUCUACUUGUUUUCAUUAUUGUAAAGGUUAAAAUGUCUAAGAAAAAAGGGGGCAUAUUUAGGCAAAGUAUAUUAUUAUAUUAAAAAAAAAAAACAAAAGUUGGGUUUUUUUUUUUUUUUUUUUUAUUGGUAUUAAUCUUGUAUGUAUAAAAUGGAUACUCAUCAACAUCACCAUCAUGAUCAAUUGUUGGAAGAAAAAUCAUCAAGGGAAAACAAUAUGAUGGUAUCAUCUUCUUCAUCAAAUUUUUCCUACUCAAAUGUUGUUCCUCAUCAUUUAGGUGUAACCCAUAUACAAAAUUUUGAUUCAGACCCUGAAAUCUACAACUUAACUAGUGGUAUAGAAAUGAUAGGGUUUCAACCAAAAGCACCCAAUAAUACCCACCAUCAUGAUCAUCAUAAUCAUGAUGAUCAAAUUCAAACUUUAAUGGUAUCCUCAUCCCAAAAACAACAACAUCAACAAAUGGGUAAUUUUAUGGAGGAUUCUUCAUUAAGGCCAUGUGUGUUCCCUUGUGAAGGAAAUGAAAGACCAAGUCAAGGGUUAUCACUUUCUCUAUCUUCUUCAAACCCAUCAACUAUUAGCCUUCAAUCCUUUGAAUUAAGACAUAAUCACCCUCAAAUAUUUAGCCUUUCUUCUCCUUCAUCAAAUUCUAGAGAUGAAUUUUCUGGAAAGUCUCAAUCUUUUCAUCAUCAUCAUCAUCAAGAUAAUCAACAAAGUCAAGUUUUUCUUGGGAAAAGUGUUGUAGGUGGAAGUACAAGUCUCCAUCUACAGUUUGAGUUUAGGAAUUGUAAGUACAUGGAACCUGCUCAAGAGCUUUUGAAUGAGUUUUGUAAUAUUGGAACAAAGCUAAACCCAAAUGAUCCAAAAGGGAAAAAACCUCAAUCAAAGAAGAACAAAGAUCAAUGGGAGUUAGAUGAAGGUGGUGGUGAUCACGAAUCAAAUUUGAAUAAUACUAACAAUAACAAUGCAAGUAGUAGCUCUUCUUCAAGCAAUGCAUUGUAUGGUGUUAGUCUCUUGGAAUUGCAAAAGAGGAAGACAAACUUGCUUGGCAUGUUAGAAGAGUUGGACAGAAGGUACAAGCACUAUUGUGAACAAAUGAAAGGAAUUGUAGCUUCAUUUGAAGCAGUGGCCGGUCAUGGGACAGCCAAUGUCUACACUACCUUAGCCUCCAAGGCAAUGUCAAGGCAUUUUAAGUGUCUAAGAGAUACAAUUGUGGGUCAAAUCAAUGAAACCAAGAAAGCCAUGGGUGAAAAAGACUCAAAUAAUUCAACAAUUCUUGGAACUACAAGAGGAGAAACUCCAAGACUUAGAAUUUUAGACCGAAAUCUAAGACAACAAAGAGCUUAUCAACAAAUGACUAUGAUGGAAACUCAUCCUUGGAGACCACAAAGAGGCUUACCCGAACGAUCCGUUUCUGUUCUUCGCGCUUGGCUCUUUGAACAUUUUCUCCAUCCGUACCCAAGCGACAUUGAUAAGCACAUAUUAGCCCGCCAAACUGGUCUUACUAGAGGUCAGGUGUCUAAUUGGUUUAUUAAUGCAAGAGUAAGGCUAUGGAAACCAAUGGUGGAACAAAUGUACUUAGAAGAAACUAAAGAAGAGCAAGAUAACAUGGGACCGGCCUCCUCGGAGAAUCCUACUCAUCUUAUUUCUGAAGACCUAAAACCGGAUCCGGAACAACUUAUUCGGGUUGACCCGGAUUCCCUUUCUUCUAUUGUCAACCCUUCAAGACAAAAUGGGCAUUUCAUGGGUCGGAUUGAGGGUUUUGGAUUCAUCGAUCAUUUGGAUUAUCAAAAUGACGAAUAUACCCUUCACCAAGGUUUUGGAGGUGGUAUUAGUAGGGGUAACACUAACAAUGUGUCAUUAACAUUAGGGUUACAACAAAAUGCUGGUGGAAAUGGUGUGAGCUUAGCAUUUUCUCCGGCGUCAGCGUCGGGAACGGCUUCUCUUUUCUUCCCUAGAUCAAAUCAAAUGAAUCAAGAUUGUCAACCUAUGAAUGAUCAAUAUUCUCUUUUGGAUGGAGAUCAUCAAGGGCAUAGUUUGCCUUAUAGAAACUUAAUGGGUGCUCAAGUUCUUCAUGAUUUUGCAUAAUUAUGGAAGAUUAAUUAAUUAUUAUAGGUGAGAUGAUCCAUGAUUAGUUUGAUUAAUAUAAGUAUGCAUACUUAAACUUGAGAUUUUUACUUAAAUUUUUAAGGAAUCUCAUAGGUUAUUAGGUUAGGUAGCAAGAAGGGAUGUAUCCUCUUUUUUAUAAACGUACUCAUAUAAUUUUAUGUAUAGUACUUUUAUAAUUAAUUCAUAUACAUGCAAAAAUAGCUAAACAGUGGGAGGUGGGACUUGUUGGUAAGUGAUCAUGGAAUAUUUGGGUGGAUGAUAAAGAUAUUUAAGUUGCUUUUAUUUUAUCUUUAAA
Messenger RNA from Amaranthus tricolor (Joseph's coat), 2729 nucleotides. RefSeq names its product homeobox protein BEL1 homolog. Lineage: Eukaryota; Viridiplantae; Streptophyta; Magnoliopsida; Caryophyllales; Amaranthaceae. The transcript has 4 exons. Gene Ontology annotation, biological process: regulation of transcription by RNA polymerase II. The record is from RefSeq and is a predicted model, not a curated record. Gene Ontology annotation, molecular function: DNA-binding transcription factor activity, RNA polymerase II-specific; RNA polymerase II cis-regulatory region sequence-specific DNA binding. Bases 470 to 2413 code for a protein of 647 amino acids.